Messenger RNA from Trichomycterus rosablanca, 962 nucleotides. RefSeq lists its product as uncharacterized. Bases 1 to 681 code for a protein of 226 amino acids. The transcript is spliced from 5 exons. The record is from RefSeq and is a predicted model, not a curated record. NCBI's taxonomy places the organism in Eukaryota, Metazoa, Chordata, Actinopteri, Siluriformes, Trichomycteridae.
AUGAAACAGCUGAUUAUGGAAGACUCUGGAGAAUAUCGCCUUCGAGUUAUUACUAAUAAAGAUGAUGUGUUUUCUGGCCGACCUGGAGUCAUUCUUAAAGUUACAGACCUGCAGGUUAGAAUUACUGAAGGCUCAGUGGCAUCAGGAGGCGCAGUAACUCUGACCUGUAGCACGACCUGCACCCUGCCAGGGAAUCCCACCUACAUCUGGUACAAGAACGACCAGCCGGUAACCAACAUGCCCACCAAGUACAACAAGCUCUACCUGAAGUGCAGCACAGACGCAGGAAACUACUCCUGUACCGUUGAGGGACGUGAGGAUCUCCGCUCUGCUGCUAAAACCGUGAGAUCAUGUGCUGUAGGGUUUGGUCCUGAACAUCCAGAACCGGACUCCAGUGGGAAGUAUGUAGCAGUGGGCAUGGCAGUCGUUCUGGUUUUAAUAAUCAUUGCAGGAGCUCUGUUCAUCUGCAAGAGGAAGACCAGGUCAGCCGAGAAGCACAUCAAAACUGAGGUCAAGGAACCACAGACUGGACAGUCUCUUCAGGAUGAAGUUCACUACUCCAGCAUUCAGUUCCUACCAUCCAGCACUCACCGAGCGCCGCUGUCCACGGGUGCCAGAUCUCCUCGGGACAACACUGAGGAAGAGCGCGUCCAGUACGCCGUCGUGAAGUUCAUCAGAUAGAGACACCGCUGCCACCUGGGUCAUGUGAUUACACACCGGGCACCUCAGAUAUGAAAUGAAAACGAUCGGCUCAGUACCAGUCGCACCACCGCCCUGAUCAGGAUGAAGUGGUUGUUGAAGUGAAUUAAUAAGGUUAAUUGGUUGAUGUUUUAAUGAAUUACUAAUAGAAAUAUAGAGAGAAUGUCAUUUUUACAAAAGCAGUGUCUUUUUAUGGCUGGUUAGUUCAGGUUUUAUGCAUAUUUACACAUAGAAAAAGUCGAAAAUAGUGAAAACUAUUAUAC